Messenger RNA from Cladocopium goreaui, 2835 nucleotides. The record is from the annotation of a GenBank genome assembly. NCBI's taxonomy places the organism in Eukaryota, Dinophyceae, Suessiales, Symbiodiniaceae.
AUGGUCCAAAUGGACUGCUUCUUUCUUGCCACCGAAAAGGAAGAAGAGGUGGAAGAUGAGUCACGUUUGGUCUCCGUGCGGGAGUCGCCGCCCAAGCAGCACCAAAGCCAAGGCGCUGUAGAGUCCAUGAAUGGAUUUGUUGCAUCACAGAUCAGAGCUCUAUGGAUGGAUGUCCGGACUCGGUACCCCGAACUGGAUGUCAGUUGCAAUUUGACCCCGUGGCUAGUGCGCCAUGCAGCAUGGCUCAUAGCUCGUUAUCACACAAGAUCACGUGAUGGUCUCACUCCAUACAGAAGGGUCAAUGGAACUGACUACAAUCACUCACUGGCAACCCUGGGCGAAAUCGUGCUGGGAAAGAUCCCAAUGCCAAAAGGCAAACUGCAGAGAAGGUGGCUGAAAGGUGUGUGGCUAGGAAAGUUGGACAGAGACGACAGCCAUGUAAUUGACACCUCAGCAGGUGCAAUUGCUGUGCGGUCGAUCCGCCGCUUGCCGAAGGAGGCCCAGAUCGACAAUGAACACAUGAGUGAAAUGAAGGGAAUCCCAUGGCAGCCAGGAGACGGCGUCCGACACAAAGUCGCCAGGGAAGUAUCGCAACCAGCGAUCAUUCCUGCACCAGCCGCUGCGGGUAAUGCCGCGUCUGCAGAAGGAAUAAAUGAAUCCCAUCCAACUUUGGCAGAAGAUGGAGAGAAGGUUGACGAAGAGGGGGCGGCAGUCGUUGCCGCAGCACAGCUUGAGGAGUUGAUCGGCCCAAUGGAAGAAGAGGGCGAACACUUCUCAGCGGGUGCUACCGCGGAAGACGAUAUGGUUGAUAGUCUGACUCCUCCGCCUUCUCCGCCGUCUGCAGCAGCAGUCUCGAGCGGGCAACCUCCGCCCUUCCGCGGUGCGGGUUGGUCAUCAAGUCUGCAAAGCCUUCCAAACGAGCCCACAAGUCCCAGUGAAGCAGAACCCAAGCAGUCCCGACAAGCAGGGAUCAUGCGACAUCUGACCAACCGAGAAAUCUGGGAAAAGAUCCAAGAUCGGGGAAACGCAGAGGAGGAAAGCAAUCCUACUGCAAUCCAACGGAUUUCCAAUGUGACGGACUUUGUGGAUCAACUUCUUGACCCACAAGAGCUAGAAAAAACGAGCAAAGAGCAGCUCGCCAAGCUGUGGGCAAGAGGCGCUUUCACGCCAGGCCACAAAACGGAAAUUCCGACUGGUUCCCAAGUGUUUUCUCACAAAUGGGUCGACAAGUGUUCCAAAGGGAGGCACAAGUCGAGAUUCACAUGUGCCGAUGUGAAAGCCCGAUAUAGUGCGGAAGAGGAGGACGGCCUGGAUGUGUUUGUGCCGACUCCGACACCUGAGUCGCACAAUCUCUUAGAGGUAUAUGCGCUGCAGAAUUGUGCAACGGAGGGCAAGCCCGUUUAUGUUCGUGCACCUAUCGAGUGGCACGACCUCUUCCUGGAGUGGCUCGAGACGCUCAAUCCUCAGGAACGAGCCUGGUACAAAGAGCGCUUCAAGGAAAUUUAUUUCCGCCUGGAUGAAAUCUUGGAUGGAAAUCUUUAUGGAAGAAGGACAGCAGGAUCGGUGUACCGCAAUGAGCUCGAAGAGAUUCUGUGCUCGCGGGUAGAUCCGCAGCAAUAUGCCUUUGUCAGGGGACAGAAGGACCCAUGUGUGUUUCGAUGCACAAAGUCAGGCUUUAUGCUGCUGCACCACAUCGACGGCAUCCGAGCUGCUGGACCAGAGAAAGCCUUAGCACAGCUUUUUGAAAAAGAGUUGCCCCGACUCUGCGAAGUUCAAGCGGGCGAACUCGAGCGGGAAGGCACCGCCGUGGAAUAUCUCGGUCGGACCAAGAUCCAACAAAGGCGUGCGGGAAGCCCCGCCUAUGGACUGACAGUUCAUCGGCAAUCCAAGCUUCAAAACGCAUUGGGCCUGGAGCCAAGCUGCGUCAUUUGGAGGUGCGAGAAGCGCUCCCGGGACUUGGAAUGUACGAACCUCCGAAAGAAGAAGACAUCCUUUCAACCUCAAAACAAAUUAAUCAAUGUGAAAGUAUCCCAAAUCAACAAACAGCCAACAUGGAAGACACCAAUCCCAGCUUCUGUCGCCUGGACACACAAGCAGGCAGAAGGAGCGGGAAAGACCGCCACGGUGACGCAAGGGAACGCCAAGGUCAAUGCCAUGAAGACCUUGGUACUCCUGAGCCAGAUCAAUGCUGUCGCAGCCCAACAGCAGGAAAUCAACACUUGGCAGCUGUUGAUCCUCUAUGUACUGGCAGCAAUUGGAACUAUCACCGUGUGGUGGAAAAUGUGUCAACUUGGCAGAUGGAUCGCGGACUGGCUCUUUCCUCUUGAGCCAGAGGAACCUGCUCCGACCCCGGAAGUUCAGCUGCAGAUCCAAGGAUCGCAAAUUCAGCUGACUAUGAGGCUCACCGCAAUCCGCAAUGGAAGGCAACUGGCGAUCACCACUGGAAAUGCUCGAAAUGCCGCGCCAGCGGAAACCCCGCGGCAGGAAGGAGUGGAACUGACUCCUCAAGCUGUCGAAAGGUGGCAUGAAGAAAAAUGGGUCCAAAGGGGAGCAGAAGCCAAUAUGACCCUAGAGGAAUUCAUCAGAUGGCGCAGGCAAGAAGAGCGACUGAUCCACGGUGAGGAUCCCGAUUCCGGAGAGCACAGGGAUGUCCCGCCGGAGCGGGAAGACCCGCCAGAGCGGUUUGACCCGCCGGAGCGGGCAGACUCGCCGCAGCGAGAGCCCGAGUCCCAACAAGACAUUGAGGACGUGACUCGAAGCGAUCCCUUCCAGAACAUGACGGAAGAGGAGCUCGCUGCGUGGCGAAGAGCCGAAGACCGGUUCUUAGGGAUGUAG